ACUUGGACGUCAUUCGUGACUGUUGUGUGUUGACUCUGCAGCGAGCAUUCGUUCAGCCUGCCUUCUCGUCGCUUCAGAAUACCCACAAAGCUUCCUACACUGUACCCAAUCCCAGCGGACUGAUACUCCCAUCAGCACCUCCGCUGCCAGGUUGAUCUAAGCUCGACGAAUGAGCUCUUGAUAUUCCGCGGAGGCCGCCACGUAGCAGAGCAAAGCUCGCGUCGCGACUCACACGAAGGAGGAUUUCGAUUGCCGCCUUGGGAGAUCGGAACAGCUGCAUCUCGACGCUCAUCAGAACGCUCUGGCCCAGAUUGCCGACUGAAUCGGCAAGUACACGGAUCACCAGCUUCCCCAAACUCGUUUCAAGAUGACAUCGGCUGCGGAGCCUCGACACCGCGGGACGCUGGUCUGCGUCGUCUUGAAGGCCAAGAAUCUUCCAAACAAGCGGAGCAUCGGCAAGCAAGAUCCCUACUGUGUCUUGACUCUGGGCUCAGAAACUCAAAAGACCGAUCCCGAUAAGAAGGGAGGCCAACAUCCGGUCUGGGAUUCUCAGCUGCAUUUCGAGAUAUUUGAAGAUGUGGAAGAUAUGUUGAAGAGGACUGCGGGAGACGGGGAUGUAGACGCGAAUGCUACGCUCAAGGCGGGCUCGUCGACUUCCGCAGCCAAAAAGGGCAAAGCGACCACCAACAAGGCGCUCAAAGUGACUUGCUAUGCUGAUGACAAGAACGAGCCCGAGUUCAUUGGCGAGGGCAUGAUAGACUUGACGGAAACGCUCAAAACGGGCGAAUUUGAUGAAUGGGUCACCAUCAAAGCAAAAGAUCGGUAUGCGGGAGAGGUCUAUCUCGAACUUACGUUUUAUUCAUCGGCCGCUCCGCCUAGAAAGAAAAAGGCAGCGAAGCCAGUGGUCUCUGGUAACGGCACUUAUGGAGGAGCUGGCACUUUCGUCGCAGACAUUGACGACGAAUUUGAGGUGGCUCCUAGACUACCUGCGAAGGCUGCAGCGAAUCCAAGCGGCCACGCCCCAAUUCCAUCGUCCAUGCGUCCGGGCAGGGCAAGCUUUAGCGGAGCAGGAGCUGGUCACGAGGCGCAAUCAAGUGCAGCUUCCACCAUGAGCCACUCAAGGACACAUGGCGAUCUUGGCUCCUUCAGCUCGACCCCUGACGAGAUUCCCUCAACCCUGAGGCCAAGCUCAAGCUUAGCCCAGAUCAGCGCAUACACGCCCCCAUACGCGCCAUCUACCAUGCGAGCGCCCUCGCCUGCGCCUCCAUCACGCACUCAGGAUCCCUCCGCUACCUUACGAACCGGCUCUUAUCCGCCACCAAAAGCCAGCCAUCACGCUCAACAAAACUCAAGCGACGCCAUCAGCAGCAUCCCUUACUCUGCCAGCGGUCAUCCUUCCUCGACGAGCUCUACAGCGACCCUGCGACCUGGUGCGCAGAAUUGGCCGGGAGGAGAAUUGGCCGAUGAGCUGUUGCGGCCUAUGAGCUCGAUGAGCUUCAGUAGUCAGUCGAAUCUAGCUGAGAGACCCUUGCCACCACCCACGCCAAGUAAUCACUGGGCCCCGCCACAACCGACGCCUAGUCCGCAUGGUGCACCUGCCCCGCCACAGUCACCUUCGCCGUACGCGUACAGUGGCCAGCCUGGGCCUCCGCAACAGCCUCAACAGGCAUACGCAUAUCCACCACCCGUAGCGCCAACACCACCAAUACAUCCUUCUUCGGCUCCUCCGGGUCAUGCCUACCUGCAGGACCCACCACAGCCGCAACAGGUUUAUACUCAAGCGUACGGAUACUCGCAGCCACAGCAAUCACCCGCACCGCCGCCGUCGCAACAUCAGCAGCAACAGCAGCAUCCGAACUAUCAUCCUCAAGCUGGUCUUCCUCCACCUCCAUCUCAGCCUUCGCAAGGCUAUGAACCGCCUAGAGCACCCUCUCCUGCGCCUCGUCCUCAUUCCACGGCAAGCUACCACGCUUUGCCCAACGUUCCACCACCGCCAACAGCUUCUGUGGUCAACGCACAGUCACUUUAUCAGUCUUCGACGCAUCUGAGCCAACCUCCCGCCCCUCCGCCACCGCGUGCCCCUUCGCCGUCACCUUCGGUAGCUCACUCAACGACACAAAGCAGCAUCUACGCCCCGCCGCCACCGCCUCAAUCGUUCUUCGCCAUGCCAGCUCAUUCUUCACCUCCCUCUGUGGCUCAUCGGCCCCUUCCGUCGACACAACCUCCUCCGAGCGAGUAUGGCAUCCCUUCACAUCACCAUCCUCCACCUGCGCAGCAGUAUUACGUUUCGGCACCCCAGUACGGUACACAGAGUGGCGUAGCCGCACCGGGCCAGUACAUGUAUGGGCAGCCUCCGAUACCCAGCGCUCAAAGUUGGCCUCCGCCCCCACCUCAAGGUGCUCCGACGCCAGGUCUGCCCGUCCAAGCCCCCCCGGGAGUCUACAUUCCGCCUACUCCGCCUCCUGGAGCAGUAUAUGCAGCUCCUCAUCCACCAUCUCAUGAGCUGCAGAGUCAUCCGCCUCCACCCCACUCCCAUGCUUCGCACCAACAGAUGUACCCGCAACAGCACGGCGCCCCUCCUCCGCCGCCUUCCGGUCAUCAUUACCCGCAUCAGACUUCUCUGCCUCCAAGUCAUCACCAACAGCAACAAUCGCCCUAUCAUUACGCUCCUCCACCUCAGUAGAUUGUCGUUUGUUCUCAUCGGAAUUCGAAUCGGAACUAUUCCAAAGCAGUCUUGAAUCGAGGCCGCUGGACGUGAGAUGAUAGCUGAAUUGACAGAUGAGCGCACAUCCCUAGGUCACUUCAAGAUUCUUCGGAGCGGACUGAUGGAGUACGAUGGAGGCAAUGUAUGCAUU
Molecule: messenger RNA, 2855 nt
Organism: Ceraceosorus guamensis
Lineage: Eukaryota; Fungi; Basidiomycota; Exobasidiomycetes; Ceraceosorales; Ceraceosoraceae
Exons: 5
Coding region: 368-2683 (771 amino acids)
Source: RefSeq, a predicted model, not a curated record